AUGUCCUAUCAACACAAGUCUGGUGCUCAGAAACGACGGCAUCUUUACAAGCAACUCCAAGUGAAGGGGAAUUCGCUCAUAGCCAAGCCAGUUCAUUUCGUUUUUGACGUCGGAACGUCUCCAGCAGCUCCUACAACACAGGAACUAGAAGAAAUGAUACGAAAAGGCCAUCUACCACAUCCCGAGCAGUUUCCCAAUGACAUUACUGGCAGAAAAUUUCCCACAUCUGCACUGAAAUUCAGACAACCGAUUGGUGAAAUAAGUUUCAGAAGAUGGCUUGUGUUCAGCCCUGCUAAGAGUGCUUUAUUCUGUUUGCCAUGUAGACUAUUCACCAGUGCAAUGGGCCAUACAACAUCCCAAUCAGUCUUGGCGUCCACCAAUGGAUGGAGCACAGCACAAAAAUGGAGAAAACUUUUCGACAGGCUUCCUGAGCAAGAGCACAGUACGGCACACACAAAAUGCUACCUUGCCUGGCGAGAAUUGGAGAGGCGUUUGGAAGAAUCUCCUGGAGUUGACAUGCUCCAUGAUGACAGAAUUCUCUCAGAGGCUCACAAAUGGAAGCAGAUUCUCGCAAGAAUCAUUCAUGUCCUUGUCUUUCUUGGUCUUAUUGAGCUUCUUGCUCACUAUGAUCCAGUUCUAUGCGAGCAUGUAACAAAAAUUCAAGUAUCACAGGAAAAAGGUGAAAGACUGCAAGCUCAUUAUCUUUCAGCAUCAUCCCAGAACGAGUUCAUUGGCUUGUGCGCAGAGUAUUUUCGCAGUCGUGUUUUGGAUGAAAUUGAUGAUGCAAAAUACUACUCAAUCAUAGUCGAUGCAACACCUGAUUCAAGUCAUGUUGAACAAACCACCUUUAUAGUCCGUUAUUUGACGAGGGAGCUUCAAAAAAUUUUUGUCCAAGAGCGUUUCUUGACAUUCGUUGAUUGUUGUAAGAAGACCGGUCUUGAAAUAGCCAUGCUAAUUUUGGAAACCUUGAAACAGUUUGGAAUUCCACUUGCAGAUUGCCGUGGUCAAGGAUAUGAUAAUGCUGCAAACAUGUCUGGCAAAUAUAAUGGAGCCCAACAGCACAUCCUUGCUGAAAACCCUUUGUGCCUGUAUUCGCCCUGUGCCUGCCAUUCACUGAAUCUAUGUGGAGCAGAUUCUGCAGCUUGCUGUAAAGAAGUAGUGACAUUUUUUGGUAUGGUACAAAUGGUGUACAAUCUAUUUUCCUCCAGUCCCCAGCGAUGGUCAAUUCUUCAAGAAAAUAUUGGAUCCUUUCUGCACGGCCUGUCAGGUACAAGAUGGACUGACCGUGUUGCAAGUGUGCGACCAUUUGCAGCUCAACUGCCAGGAAUACGCUCAGCUCUGGAGCAACUUCAUACACUGAAUCUUACCCCUAAGACUACCACUGAAGUUAAUGGCGCCGUAAAAUACAUUUCCUCUUUUAGUUGCAUCCUCAUGUCUACAAUCUGGUUUAAGAUUUUGGUAGCAAUUGAUCAAAGAAACCAGAUCAUACAAGCAAGGCAAGUAAACAUUGAUGUAGAGGUCUCCAAUCUGAUAUCACUUGUGAACGACCUUAAAGAUCUGCGCAAAGGCGGUAUAGUUGAGGAAGAGGCAGCAAUUAAAUAUGACGUUUUCUAUGUUAUUCUUGAUUCCGUUAUUACUGGCCUCUCAACAUGGUAUGAUGCUGCACACAAAAUAGAUGAUUUGUUUGGCUUUCUUUGGAGAUAUCUCGCCUUAACAGAGCAGCAAAUUUCCACAGCCUGUGUUACCGUGGCAAAGCAAUACAACAAUGAUAUCUUUGGAGACGAAUCAUUAAGCAUUAACAUUGCCAGUUACCGUUGCUUCAGCAGAGCGAUCUUUCAGCAAAUUCAAGAUCGUCAAAAACUUCAUACGGAGCACAAUGACACAAGACGAUUGAAUGACUUAACUAUUCUAGGCACAGAGAGCGACCUUACGCGUAAGGUUGACUUCAGUAAUGUAAUUAACGCCUUUGCACUAAAAAAGGCUCGCAAACGUUUAACAUCAAAUGUUCCAGCCAAUUUUUUUCCCGUUUAUGACAAUCCACUGAAAAUGACCUAUAAUCUCUUUUUGAGCUUCAGUUACUUGCACCAGUUCAGUUCCUUUGCCAACUGGUUUGGGAUAAUUCACAAGCUAAUCCAUUUCCUGAUCUCCCUUUGGAUUGACUCCCCUUCUCUGGAUAUGGUAGCUUUCACAGUCCCAGCUUACAGUAAAGUAUCCUUUAAUUUCUCCACGCUGCCCUUAGAAGAUUAUCUCUUACAUAUCAGGUACAUGUGGCCACAAAGUCUUUACUUGCCAUACACAUUAGAAGCUUAUUCCUGA
Molecule: messenger RNA, 2316 nt
Organism: Penaeus monodon (black tiger shrimp)
Lineage: Eukaryota; Metazoa; Arthropoda; Malacostraca; Decapoda; Penaeidae
Product: zinc finger MYM-type protein 1-like
Exons: 8
Coding region: 1-2316 (771 amino acids)
Source: RefSeq, a predicted model, not a curated record